Molecule: messenger RNA, 1076 nt
Organism: Aspergillus homomorphus CBS 101889
Lineage: Eukaryota; Fungi; Ascomycota; Eurotiomycetes; Eurotiales; Aspergillaceae
Product: oxidoreductase, short chain dehydrogenase/reductase family superfamily
Exons: 3
Coding region: 94-864 (256 amino acids)
Molecular function (GO): oxidoreductase activity, acting on the CH-OH group of donors, NAD or NADP as acceptor
Source: RefSeq, a predicted model, not a curated record
GCAUUGUACUCAGCUGAAGCUCUCAGAGAGAUCUGUCACUCUCUGUACCUUUGUCCUUUGUGUUGGUCGACACAAGUCUUGUUGUUACGAACUAUGUCCGAGAACAUUCUGAUCAUCGGUGCUACUAGAGGCUUGGGGGCGUCCCUCAAGACUCUAUAUGCAGGGAGACAAACCACGAAUACGGUUUUUGCAACGACCAGAGAUUCCUCCAAGCCGAAAGACGAGCCUCUUGUCUCAUGGGUUGCGAAUAUUGACGUGGCCAGGCCUGAUGUCGGCCAGAAUCUGGUCUCCCAGCUGCCCUCAUCUGCCAAGAUCUCGACAGUCAUAAUCUCUGCCGGCUAUUUCGGGUUCGAGACAUUCGACGAGCCUGACUGGGAGAAGGAGGUCAAGAUGUAUACCACCUCUGCUAUCGGACCUGUCUUUCUGGUGCAUCACUUGGUCAAAGCAGGGCUCUUGGGCGCCGGUAGCAAGGUGAUUCUCGUCAGUAGUGAGAGUGGAAGUAUCACGCUGCGGCAUGAGAAGGAGGGUGGAGGAAACUAUGGCCAUCAUGCUAGCAAAGCAGCUCUUAAUAUGGUGGGGAAGCUUUUAAGUCUGGAUCUCAAAGACAAGGGGAUCGCUGUCGGCAUUGUUCACCCUGGGUUUAUGCGCACAGAGAUGACAAAGGGCGUGGGAUUCGAUAAGUACUGGGAUGCCGGAGGAGCUGUCACGCCGGAUGAAGCAGCAGGGUCGCUCGCUUCAUUCAUUGAUGAGUUUGACAUCAGUAAAACCGGACAGUAUUGGGCACCACGGGGUCCUAGGGAUAUUGGGACUGCCGAGCCUGUAUUAGGUAGCGACUUGCCGACACCACUCCAACUGCCUUGGUAGAGAGCCUUGUUGUAUGUCAAACCUGGUACCGAUGUUGUUGUACCAAUGAGAGUUUCACUUGCUCUUCGUACUACGGUAGCCGUUUGAUCGGCCAUGUUGAACGAGCCUUAUGUGUAAAAACUCUGGAUAUCAAACGUGACUCCUAUGCCUGGCCAGUGCGUCUGCUGAAAUGAUUGUAGAAAAAUACCUAUAAUUUGACACAUAACUUCCAC